This is a messenger RNA of Galeopterus variegatus (Sunda flying lemur), 1263 nucleotides long. Its product is annotated as liprin-alpha-2-like. NCBI's taxonomy places the organism in Eukaryota, Metazoa, Chordata, Mammalia, Dermoptera, Cynocephalidae. Gene Ontology annotation, biological process: synapse organization. The record is from RefSeq and is a predicted model, not a curated record. The transcript is spliced from 9 exons. The annotation marks the transcript as partial. Gene Ontology annotation, cellular component: presynaptic active zone.
AUGGCAUUUCAUUUUCUAUUCCUGCAGCGUUUGUCCAAUGGUUCUAUAGACUCAACUGACGAAACUAGUCAAAUAGUCGAAUUACAAGAAUUGCUUGAAAAACAAAACUAUGAAAUGGCCCAAAUGAAAGAACGUUUAGCAGCCCUUUCUUCUAGAGUGGGAGAGGUAGAACAGGAAGCAGAAACAGCAAGAAAGGAUCUCAUUAAAACAGAAGAAAUGAACACUAAAUAUCAAAGGGACAUUAGGGAGGCCAUGGCACAGAAGGAAGAUAUGGAAGAAAGAAUCACGACCCUUGAGAAGCGUUACCUCAGUGCUCAGAGAGAAUCUACCUCCAUACAUGACAUGAAUGAUAAGCUAGAAAAUGAGUUGGCAAAUAAAGAAGCCAUCCUACGGCAGAUGGAAGAGAAAAACAGACAGUUACAAGAGCGUCUUGAGCUGGCUGAGCAAAAGUUGCAGCAGACUAUGAGAAAGGCUGAAACAUUACCUGAAGUAGAGGCUGAACUGGCUCAGAGAAUUGCAGCCCUAACAAAGGCUGAAGAGAGGCAUGGAAAUAUUGAAGAACGUAUGAGACAUCUGGAAGGUCAACUUGAAGAGAAGAAUCAGGAACUCCAAAGAGCUAGGCAAAGAGAGAAAAUGAAUGAGGAACAUAACAAAAGAUUAUCUGAUACUGUAGACAGACUUCUGACUGAAUCCAAUGAACGUCUACAGCUCCACUUAAAGGAAAGAAUGGCUGCUCUAGAAGAGAAGAAUGUUUUAAUUCAAGAAUCAGAAACUUUCAGAAAGAAUCUUGAAGAAUCUUUACAUGAUAAGGAAAGAUUAGCAGAAGAAAUUGAAAAGCUGAGAUCUGAACUUGACCAAUUGAAAAUGAGAACUGGCUCUUUAAUUGAACCCACAAUAUCAAGAACUCAUCUAGACACCUCAGCUGAGUUGCGAUAUUCAGUUGGAUCCCUGGUGGACAGCCAGUCCGAUUACAGAACAACUAAAGUAAUAAGAAGACCAAGGAGAGGCCGCAUGGGUGUGAGAAGAGAUGAGCCAAAGGUGAAAUCUCUUGGGGACCAUGAGUGGAGUAGAACUCAACAGAUUGGAGUACUAAGCAGCCACCCUUUUGAAAGUGACACUGAAAUGUCCGAUAUUGAUGAUGAUGACAGAGAAACCAUUUUUAGCUCAAUGGAUCUUCUCUCUCCAAGUGGUCAUUCUGAUGCCCAGACUCUAGCCAUGAUGCUUCAGGAGCAACUGGAUGCCAUCAACAAAGAAAUCAGGUGA